AAUUACCGAUCGAUCUUCAACCCCAGGGGAGCGAUUCUGAAAUAUCAUCCAUUCCACCAUCUACUAAAGAACACUCUAUUGAUUCCGCGUCCUUAGAGAAGAAUUCUGGUAGUCAUCCUGAAAAGAUAGAAAACAUAUCCGAUAACACAUCUAGCCACGAAGUGACUGCCUCCGGCAAUUCUGAUAUAUAUACUCCCUCUAUUAUUAUCCGUGAACAGAAAAACCUCCAAUCGAAUCCUCAGCACGAGGGAGCAAGUAUUGACUCGACUUUGUCAAGAAUUUCCAAUAGCGAAGCUAGUGCUAAGGCACAUAAAUCAGAACAAAUAUCUAUCGAUCAAAAAGUUACCCGUAAUCAAAUGGUAGAACAAGGUUUAAUACAAGAGUUAACAGAAUUUAUCAUAGAAGAGAGCAUUGAAAUUAAGAAAUCUUUUUAUUUGAACGAUAAGAAAACUGUUACUGUACAGAGCUUAGUUCAUUUAUACCAGAAAGCAAGCUUGGCGGAAAAAAAUACAAUUCAAGCUAAACAGGAAGAAAUUUUAUGCUGGUAUUAUUACGGGAAAGACUUUGAAAAAAUGGUUAGUGAAAUUUUGUCUAAUCCUUUGGGAAUUGGAGCUGAAAAUUUAUCUUCUGAUUUUAGUCUUUCUCCAAAAAUAGAACACGAAGUAUCAGAAAACAAG
Molecule: messenger RNA, 677 nt
Organism: Diversispora eburnea
Lineage: Eukaryota; Fungi; Glomeromycota; Glomeromycetes; Diversisporales; Diversisporaceae
Source: the annotation of a GenBank genome assembly